Penicillium angulare is the source of this 201-nucleotide messenger RNA. RefSeq lists its product as uncharacterized. The transcript is spliced from 2 exons. The record is from RefSeq and is a predicted model, not a curated record. Lineage: Eukaryota; Fungi; Ascomycota; Eurotiomycetes; Eurotiales; Aspergillaceae. Bases 1 to 201 code for a protein of 66 amino acids.
AUGCCGUCUUUUCGGCUGAGGGACGACGAGACCUUGGAUAUACACCUUGAAAAGGUGACCGAGCGAGGGUCUCUUGAAGUCGUUGUGGAUGAUUCUGGGUACGCAUUUUUGAACUCCUAUUCUCUGCACCAGACCAGUACACACACCAGCGUGAAGCGUACACUGGCACUGGGUCACGCACACGAGCAAGCGUCUCCGUAG